Molecule: messenger RNA, 1866 nt
Organism: Naegleria fowleri
Lineage: Eukaryota; Heterolobosea; Eutetramitea; Acrasida; Naegleriidae
Exons: 3
Coding region: 1-1866 (621 amino acids)
Biological process (GO): tRNA processing
Molecular function (GO): flavin adenine dinucleotide binding; RNA binding; tRNA dihydrouridine synthase activity
Source: RefSeq, a predicted model, not a curated record
AUGCUCGAAAACAAACAAAUAGAAUGCGUGUUAUCGUCAUCACUCUCUGCCACACAAGUCGUCAGUAGUACAACCACGGAAGGUGCAUCAUCAUCAACCAAUGAUAAUCCCAACAAAAGAAAAGGAAUUGCACCCAUCAAGGCCGAGUAUUUGAUUGAAAAGCACCAACAACAAAUCAAUCAUUCAGAGAGUGGUUUCGCAAGUACAACAACAACAUCGGAAGAGCACAGUGUUACAACAUUAACUGCCUCUACCACUUGUUCUUCUUGCACCACAAAUGAAGAAACCAUGCAAACCACUGAUGAAUCGGAAAAGAAGAGAAAAUUACAAGACGAAAACAACAAUUCGAACAAGACAAAGAAAACCAAAAGCUUCCAUAACCGAACACGAGAAGCUCUUAAAAAAGAAAAAAAGGAAAAACAACCUGAAGAGAAUGGAGAAAAUGGAGAACAAGAGGAAGUCUCAUCAGCAGUUCGACCCAAGGAUGAAUAUAACUUUUUGGAUCAUUCCAUUGUCAAGUUGUUGAGAAAGAAGGCUUACAAUUUCCAAAAGGCAGAUGAAAUUACAAAACAUGUGGAAGACUUUGUUAAAAAGGAUGCAAAUGUUCGAUCAAAAGCAAACAACGAAGAAAAUAUGCUUCGACAAAAACAACAACAAAUUGCAAAACAAAAGAUGAUGGAAAGAGGUGAAACUGUAGAAGAAUGUCAAGAAAAAUUCAAUAUUUUAACCUACAAGGAAACGAAAUAUCAUCCAAAAGAGGUUAAAAAAGUUGACUUUAAAGGAAAAACAUAUCUUGCUCCGUUGACAACAGUUGGAAAUUUACCUUUCCGAAGAAUCUGUAAAGAUUUUGGAUGUGAAAUUACAAUUGGUGAAAUGGCUCUUGCACAAGCAAUUUUGAAAGGAGAAAAGGGUGACAUUUCACUAUUGAGAAGACAUGAAUCUGAGAAAAUUUUUGGUGUUCAAUUAGCAGGAAAGGACACAUUGACAAUGACUAGAGUUGCACAACUUAUUGACGAGCAAUUUCCACACAUUGAUUUUGUGGAUGUCAAUUGUGGAUGUCCUGUGAAUUCUUUGUGUUCUCAAGGAAUGGGUGCUGGUAUGAUGGAAAAGAGAACAAAAUUAAUGGGAAUUGUAAGAGGUAUGAAAGAAGUAUUGAGCAUUCCUGUUUCUGUCAAGAUGAGAACUGGUACUAAAACAGGAAAGAAUUUUGCUCACAAAUUAAUGGCAGAUUUGUGUGAAUGCGGAGUAGACUCGUUGACAUUGCAUGGUAGAAGUAGAGAAAUGAGAUACACUAAGGAGGCUGAUUACGACUAUAUUUAUGAUUGUGCCCGAGUUGUGAACACUUAUUCACAACAAUCAGGUCGAAAAGUCUCAAUCAUUGGAAAUGGAGACAUUUAUUCGUAUCAAGACUGGUAUGCUCAUGUUGACAAGGUUGAUACACUCAUGAUUGGUCGUGGAGCACUUAUCAAACCAUGGAUUUUUAAGGAAAUUGAAAUGCAGCAAACUCUUGAUGUGACAGCAUCCGAAAGAUUGGAAAUGUUAAAAACUUUUGUUAAAUAUGGGUUGGAUCAUUAUGGAGCAGAUGAAAUAGGCAUUAGCAAAACUCGUCGAUUCUUGCUGGAGUGGCUUUCAUUCCUCUGUAGAUACAUUCCUGUUGGACUAUUAGAACGUCUUCCAAUUAAGCUCAAUGAAAGACCUCUUCCAUAUGUUGGCAGAAAUGAAUUGGAGACACUCAUGGCAUCCUCUAACUGCAAAGAUUGGAUCAAAUUGACCGAACUAGCUGGAUUACCAAAGGUUGGAGAUGAUUUUGUCUUUAUCCCAAAGCAUAAAAGCAACAGCUAUGAAGAUGGUGAUACCAAUGGCUAA